AGGGUCUCAGGGCCCCGGGGAUGGGGGUUGUUCGGCGCGAGCUCCCCGCAGGGAAAGAUCAAGGCCACGCCUGUCCGAGUCGCCAUCGGUGGCAUCUGGAGACGCGACUCCGACUGGACCUAGCACUGCCGCGGGAAAGGGGCUGGCCCCGCGCAAAGUUGGGGCGGCUUCUGUGGCCACACCUUCACCCAGGAGAGCGCCCCUCCGUGCCGCCUCCCGAGGGAUCGCAUUUGCAAGGAGCAGAGAUUGCUGCGUUUCUGUUUCUCGUCCACUUGAACCCGGAGUAAUACAGAAAGUGCGCAGUGAUCCGGUUGCGUAUCGCUAGCAAGUCCGGCGCAAUGCUUCUGCGCGAAGAGGUGUCCCGGCUCCAGGAGGAAGUGCACCUUCUCCGGCAGAUGAAGGAGAUGCUGGCCAAGGACCUGGAGGAGUCGCAGGGCGGCAAGGCCUCCGAGGUCCUCUCAGCCACAGAGCUCAGGGUGCAGCUGGUGCAGAAGGAGCAGGAGCUGGCCAGAGCCAAAGAGGCCUUGCAGGCCAUGAAGGCCGACCGGAAGCGCUUAAAGGGCGAGAAGACGGACCUGGUGAGCCAGAUGCAGCAGCUGUACGCCACGCUGGAGAGCCGCGAGGAACAGCUGCGGGACUUCAUCCGCAACUAUGAGCAGCACCGCAAGGAGAGUGAGGACGCGGUCAAGGCCCUGGCCAAGGAGAAGGACCUGCUAGAGCGGGAGAAGUGGGAGCUGCGGCGCCAGGCCAAGGAGGCCACGGACCAUGCAGCGGCCCUCCGCUCCCAGCUGGACCUCAAGGACAACCGCAUGAAGGAGCUGGAGGCUGAGCUGGCCAUGGCCAAGCAGUCCUUAGCCACGCUGACCAAGGACGUCCCCAAGCGGCAUUCGCUCGCCAUGCCAGGCGAGACGGUGCUCAAUGGCAACCAGGAGUGGGUGGUGCAGGCGGACCUCCCGCUGACGGCAGCCAUCCGGCAGAGUCAGCAGACCCUCUACCACUCCCACCCUCCCCACCCUGCAGACCGGCAAGCGGUCAGGGUGAGCCCCUGCCACUCCCGGCAGCCCUCCGUCAUCUCCGACGCAUCUGUGGCUGAAGGCGACCGAUCGUCCACACCGAGCGACAUCAACUCCCCGCGCCACCGGACGCACUCCCUCUGCAACGGCGACAGUCCCGGCCCGGUUCAGAAGAACCUGCACAACCCUAUUGUACAGUCACUAGAGGAUCUUGAAGACCAAAAACGGAAAAAGAAGAAAGAAAAGAUGGGAUUCGGCUCCAUCUCCCGCGUCUUUGCCAGGGGAAAGCAGCGGAAGUCCCUCGACCCCGGCCUCUUUGAUGGUACCGCCCCUGAUUAUUACAUAGAGGAGGACGCGGACUGGUGAUACUGCCGCCUUCGCCCGCCGCCGCGGGCGUGUGUGUGGCCGUGCGUGGGAGCGAGCGUGGGGGGGCGUGGACCCGGGGUGGGGGUGCGUGUGCGCGUGUGGCCUCCCUGCCACGCGUGGGUGCUGCGUGUGGCCCAGUGCCCCGUCGGGCAGAAACACCGUGUGACCCUCCCCUGCGCCGUCACCUCUGUAACUGAUGUACAUACCGCAAACCGUGUGUGAUUCUGUCAAUUAUGUUGUCUUAGAGCGAUACAGUUGUGUUUGUUAAUCUGGUUUAUUAUUUUUUUUUUCAAUGUUUGGUUGUCUUUUUUUUUUUCUUCCAUUUUGUUUGGUUCGUUGGUUUCUUUCUUUACCCUUCCCUCCUCCCCUCUCCUCCUCCUCUUUUUUAUGAAACUUGAAAACUUGAAGGACUGCUGUGUAUUUGUAAAUAACAAAACUGUCACACCCUCCGUACUUGUAAAUGUCCCUCGUCCAAACCGCUGCUCCUGGAGCCUGCCUCGCCGAGGACGUGGUCUGUUCUUGACGUCCCCCUCCUCCUGCUGCCCCGCCCCCAGUGUGAACCUGUAGGACCAGACCCCUGUUCUCGGGGUGCGCCCAAGUCACUUUAGCCACAAAAUGCCAUCGUCGUCAGGGUAAGGUCGCUCUCCGCAAAGACUCGUGAGCCCAGCCGGCCAAGGGCCUGCUCCCAGCCGGGUUUCUAGUAGGGUCACACGGGCCCUUUUUAAUGGCCUGCCUGUUUUUAAAUUGCGUUGCCGUUUCUUUCUUUAUGGAAAAAAAAAGAAAAAGAAAAUUGUCUUGUUUAAUUUAUUUGCACAAAUGCAGAAGACAUAUUCUAUCUAAAUUAUUACGUAAAUAUCGGAAUGUAUAUUUUUCCAUGGGGUGGGCGGGAGGCGGGGUUUUCGUUGACUCGUGUGUUCUAUGUUCAUGCUGCUGCGACGUAGAGGUUAGGGUGGCCAGAACCAGGGACCAUCGGAUGCCAGGCUUGCUUUUCCUUUCUCCUCUGGCCCUCCUGUCUCCCGCCCUGCAUGAAAGGGCCACCUGCCGCCCCUCGCCCCUCCUUCUCUGGCCUUUCUCUCUCUAUUUAUUUAUCUGACAUGCAGAACACGACCUUUGAGCAGAGCGCAGACUGUCACAGGUCCCUUCUCAGGCCUGUCAUUGGGAAAGGGGGGGGAGAUGACUGAGGCGCAUCUACAGGACGCCAUGAGAGGGACCCGGGGCCUGAGACACUUGCCCGAGGGGCCAGCUGUGCGCUCCUGCCCACGGCUGUGCGCUUCCUGACCUCGGUUACUCUGCACAUGGGCCAGGCAGGUGUCAGGGUGGUGGUACCCACCUUCAGGGGCAGGCUGCCAGGGACACAGGUCCAACACCUGACCCUCUGCCCUGCCUGUUGCAGUCGGUCCUUCAGCCACACCCAUGUCUCUUGAGAACCCUCAGGCCCUGUCCCCCCAGCUGUCGAGGCAGCCUGAGUCCGCUCCCCCAGGAGAGGAGAGCCGGCAGGAGCCUCUGCCCAUCUAGGGACCCGCGCUGGCCCCAGCGAGGUUCCCCCAGCCAGGAGCUCUGUGCACUCUGACUCGGGGUGAAGAGAGAGCCCCAGCGGCAAUCCUUUGCCCUGUGACCCCGUCCUGCUCCUCCUUAACGACUAACCGCUCGGUCCACACAGCCCUCUGGACCACAGUAGUGGCGCUUCUGCUUACAGUGACCUUUUCAGCUGUUAGAAGGCAACAAGGCAAUUUUCAAAUGCUGGAGCAUCUGGAAUGGAUAGGAUAUUUGGCCCAAAAUGUCUAAAACAAAAUGGAAAGCCCUGGUCAGCUCCUCUGUCCCUUCCGACCUACGUCGGGGCCAGGGAACGCACGCAGGGCAUCUCAGCUGACUCUGCCUGCCUGCUUUGCCCGCCGUAACCCAGCCUGGGUGGUGAGCAGCAGUGGCCCCAGCGGGCAUCCAGAGUCUAAUUUUAGAAAAUCUUUUCUCCCCCAUGAAUUUUUUUUUUUUUUUUGGUUGAUUUUUAUGGUUUUUCCUUUACUUAUGAGAAAAUACAAUUGCAACCACUCUUGGUAAUGAUUUAGUAGUUCCUUUUCAUUUCAGUUUUUGUAAAUUAGGAGAUAAUUCUAAGAGUUACUGAGGAUGAUUUAUUUAAGAGAACUACGUCAAAUAGCGAAUGAGUUAUGGGUAACAUUAGCUGAAAAUAACCUUUCCCAUGGGAAAGGUUUCUCAAAGGCAUGGAUGCAAAUAUAAAAUAUUAAAAAAAAUCUAAAUAAAGCUUAUUUUAAAAUAUGAUCGAA
Molecule: messenger RNA, 3658 nt
Organism: Chinchilla lanigera (long-tailed chinchilla)
Lineage: Eukaryota; Metazoa; Chordata; Mammalia; Rodentia; Chinchillidae
Gene: Kazn
Product: kazrin, periplakin interacting protein
Exons: 8
Coding region: 339-1379 (346 amino acids)
Molecular function (GO): protein binding
Source: RefSeq, a predicted model, not a curated record